This is a messenger RNA of Babesia microti strain RI, 420 nucleotides long. Its product is annotated as conserved Plasmodium protein, unknown function. The transcript has 4 exons. NCBI's taxonomy places the organism in Eukaryota, Apicomplexa, Aconoidasida, Piroplasmida, Babesiidae. The coding region runs from base 1 to 420 and encodes 139 amino acids. The record is from RefSeq and is a predicted model, not a curated record.
AUGUAUAUUCCUAGGGUUUAUACUAAUGUGCAUUUAAAAAACUUUAUAAUUGUGUCUAAAAGGUCUGAAGUUGUAGAUAAUACUCAAAAGUCAUUGGUUAGAUGGGCUCACAGCUUUGCUGCUCCGCCAAGUCCUAAUUUGGACAGAUUAAAACAUGAAAUAAUCGAAAAGUUCCAUCCAAUUUGUUUCCAAAUAAAAAGAGAUUGCACAUUUGGUACGCAUUUGCAUGAUUCGCAUUUUAUGGGUAUCCUCUGUUCACCUUCAUUUGAAGGUAAAACGUACAAAGAAAUUAACUCUAUGGUUGAUAAAGUACUAGAAUCUAUAGGGUUGAAAGGACGUGUUCGGCUCCAUUGCCAGCCCCCUUCGAAGUUUAACAAAAUGUAUAGACAUACUAGGUGGAAAUGGAAUCUUGAUAAGUGA